AUGGCUGCAACAGCGGCCGUCUAUAAUCGCCUUCAUAGCACCAGCGGGAGCAUAGGUGGACUAAGUGCCAGUAUGGGCAGUAUGGCACAUUCCCAGCUGGCGCGUUCCCUGGAGCGCAUCCUGGAGGAGGCUCACCUAAGCGGGGAACUCAUACUGACGAAUCGAAAGCUAAAAGAUUUCCCAAAAACUGGUACCAAAUAUAAUCUCGCUGAUACGGUAAUGGCAGAUUUAUCGCGCAAUCGCUUUUGUGAGCUACCCGAGGAGAUCACGACAUUCUCAUUUCUGGAAACAUUACUACUCUAUCAUAACACCAUACGCAGUAUACCCGAGUCGGUGAAGCAUUUGACAUCGUUGACGUAUUUGGAUUUACGUAGUAAUCAGUUGGCUGCGUUGCCGCGUGAGAUCUGUUUUCUGCCGCUGCAAGUACUGCUCGUGUCCAAUAAUCGUUUGGCAUCGUUGCCCGAUGAGUUGGGUCGUAUGGACCGGCUGACCGAUUUGGAUGCAUCCUACAAUCAAUUGUCAACGCUGCCGGCGCGCAUUGGUGAGCUACGUUCGUUGCGUUCGUUUUCGCUGCGUAGCAAUCAGUUGAUGUAUUUACCGCGUGAAUUAACUUGUCUAACGCUGGAAUCGUUGGAUGUUAGUAAUAAUCGCAUCGCUAGUCUACCUCUGGAGAUACGCCAAAUGACCGCGUUGGUCGAAUUGAAUUUAGAAAAUAAUCCGCUUACAUCUCCACCUGCUAGUCUGUGUAUACGCGGUCUCGUACAUGUCUUUAAAUUUCUGGAAACUCAAGCUGCCAAAGAUGAGAAGGGUUCACGUGCCGGUGGCAAUUACGAUGGUUACACCACAUUGCGACGUGCGCCACGCUAUGCUGGCAAUGGCAGUGUACUCGAAUCGAAUCGUGUGCCGCGACACAUCGGUAACAGUGGCGGCAGUGGCGGCGGCGGCGGCGCCGAGUCGGGCUAUAGCACCUGUGAUGGCAUUGAUAAGCGUUGGUCACACGAUAUGCCAAAUGUUAAAACCAAAUCGGAUUCACCAGCACGUAAAACCCCCACAACACCGCCGCCCUCGUUGAGUUCCGAAUUGAUGGAUGCGUCAAUAACUUCCAGUUCAAGCACAAUUGUGGAUGAGUCAAUAUCAUUAACUGGCACGAGCGCAGGUGGUGGUGUAGCGUCAAAUGCGAUUGCAGCGGCAAUUGUUAAACCGUUAAAUGCAACGGAAUCGCCGACGAAACGCAGUGGCGAGAUGCAUGUACAAUCAGCGCCUGUUACACCACAACAUCAGGCGGCUCAACAGCAACAGCUGCAACAACAACACCAGCAUAUCAACUAUGCACAUUCGAAUUCGAGUAAUGGCAGUAAUAACGGGAGUAAUGGCUCAUCGCCGGACCAAGAGGAUGCCAUGAUGGAGCAUUAUCAUCACAUCACAGGCGGACAAAAUGGAAAAAACGAUGAUAAAGCUAAUAAAAAUUUGGGGAAUGUACAAACCUAUCGCGAAUACAAGGAGGCGCUGAAGCAACAACGAAAUUUGGAAGUUUCGAGUGUUUACAAAAUUAAAAACAACCAAAAAAUGUUGUACGACAUGAGUGAAGCAUCGAAUGCAUUGAAUUCCAUUGCGGUAAACAUGUCACAUCAUGACGAUAUUAGCGGCAGUGAUAAUGUCAGCGAUAAUGGCUGUAACGACGUCAUACGAAUCGUAAAUGGCGCCAACACUGUGCCACAACCAAAAUCAAUAAUGAAGAAUGGGAGUAAUGGAGGCGGUGGUGUAGUUGCUGGUGUUAUUGGCACCAAUGGUGGCCUAAAUAUGUUCAAUGGCAUGAUGAAUGGUGUUAAUGGUGGUGGUGGUGGUGGUGUUGUCACUGAUGUUGCCAGCGAUUAUUGUGUUGUAAUGCCAAAGAAACCGGUACAAAAAGUCACACCGUCACGAAAUAUCGAAUUAAUGUCGUCGCUGGCGACGUCAAAACAAAUGCAACCGGCUCAAACGGCUGCUGAUGAGAUUGAAAAAAUGUUGCUAUUACAACAACAGCAGCAGUCGCAGCAAGUGGUUAAUGGUGAUUGUAUGGGCUAUGUGAAACCAAAUAGUCCAAUGAAAACGAUAAAUGGCAGUGUUGGUGUUGGCGGCGUUGGCAGCGUCGGCAUAUUAGCGAAUAAUAAUAAAAUUCCUACAAUUGGUGGUCUCAAAUCGCCUGUUAGCGGCACAACGAAAUUGGGCACAGCGAAAACGCAUCGCACUGUCACCUGGAAUCAUGACAUACCUGCGGAGAAACUUAGCUUUACUAUGCGUCGCGAAUUCGAUCGGCAGCGGGAGGAGACCGAACUAAUGACUCAGUUGAGGAGUAUCAUUGAAACACGUCUCAAAAUGACUUUACCCGAGGAUAUAGCAUCUGCUUUAACCGAUGGUGUUAUUCUAUGUCAUUUAGCCAAUUACGUACGACCACGCUCUGUUGCCAGUAUACAUGUGCCGUCACCUGGUGUGUCGAAACUAACAAUGGCACGCUGCCGUCGAAAUGUUGAUAAUUUUUUGGAAGCUUGUCGCAGAAUUGGUGUUGAUGAGGAGUUGAUUUGCUCCUGUGCAGACAUUGUGCCCCCCUCCGGCGACGACGGAUCCCACAACAACGACAGCAACAGCAAUAACAACAAAAAUUCUAUAAAUAACAAUGAACCCCAGCAAAACCAAAAGAAAACUAUGCCAAUAAAUGAAACCAAUGAAAAUUCAGAAAAACUUCCGAAUCCCUCAGCUGUUUUGAAAACAGUAUCAGCACUAAUUGCCUUGGAUUAUAAUCCACAUCAUCAAAAUAUACGAAAUUUGCAACAACAAUAUGAGUUAAAGAUGAAAUUGCAAAAGCAACAGGAGAAAUUAAGGCAACAGCAAGUGGAGAGAGAAGAAGAAAACAGCACAAGCGAACAACAAAAGCAGCAGCAGCAGAAACAAACACAUUUUCGCGACUACCAGAGACGUGGCGGCGUCUUUGAACACGGCUACGAGCACCAACUCACUGCAACCUGCACCAAAGAACAGAUGCUGCAGCCAAGAUUGCAUACGCUUGGCCUAGACAAUUCCACAUUUAAUUUGAGUGCAAAGUGUCAUUUCGAUGUGACUGUGCUAACAAACGGACACGGUGUUGGUGUUAGUGGUGGUGAUAAUAAUGUUGAUGGUGAUGAUGAUGAAAAUGGUGUUGAUGGUGGCGGCAGCGCCGGCGUCGGUGUUGAUGAUGAAGCGAUGGAUGCGAAUGAUUUCGAUGAUAGUGAUGACGUUGAUGAAGGGGUUGGCGCUGAUGUGGAGGAACGAGACGAGUUGGAAGCUGGGGUAAAUGGAGGCACUGGUGGUGGAUACAACAAAACAAAGCAGCAGCAUCAGCAGCAGAAGAAGCAAAAAUCGCAACAAAACAGUAACAAUCACAAUGUUACGGAUUUUUUUCGUCACGCCAAAUUGAAAACAUUUCAAAAAAUUAAAUUCAAUUUACUAUCCUCCGCCGGUGCCACGUCAUGCAUUAACUAUGGACAUGUUAACAAUAAUCAGUGUAUGUUACAAACAAUUGUGGAAACCGAAAGUGAAGUAAUCGGAGGGGGACCGGGUAGCAGCGUGAUGAACACCACCACCAGCAGUGAGGGUGGCGCUUAUCAAUUGAUCAACGAGAAGCCAACAUUCAAUGAGGAGUUAAAAUUGAAGGUGGAAAGUCGUGCCGUGGAUGCAGCGGGCAACAAAUACAAAUUAUACGAUAUAGCUACGUUGAAAAAGAGCCAGGAAGCAAGGCGUGUUGAAGUGGAAGAACCUCUACCGUUAGUCUCCAAGCGUAUAGAAUUCUUCGAACACUCUUCUACCGCCAAAGCGGCGCCAACAAUGUUGAAUAACAAUAUUAAUGCCGGUCAAAGUAGCAGCGUAACAGCGUGUAAUACAAAAGCAAAGUGCUCUCCCAUUGCACCUACAACAAGUAUGCCAACUACGCCGCUAACAAAGUCAAGUAACAACAACAUUUUUAGCAUAUAUCGUGUGGUCGAGCUGAGUGAUAAUAAAUUGGUAAGCAGUAGCGGCGCCAAGCUGGUGAAUGACAGUGCUUUAGCUGCUGCUGUUGUUCCCAAAGCGAAGGAGACCGGCACUUCUUAUCUACUGAAACAUGAUUCGCAUGUGCUUACCAUCAUAUUAUCAUGCGUCUUUAUUGUAACAUUUUUAUUAUUGGUCUUCUUUCCAUUACCCGGAUAGGAGGCGCGCCAUAGGGAAACACUUUAUGCCACAUUGCUUUAUAGAGCUUAAGUGUAGUGUUUUUUGUAUUUUUUUUUUACAAAUACAUAACUGCAUAUAUAUAAGUUUAUCGAAAUGUAUGUAAAGUUUUUGGUGGGAAUUUUUUUUAAUUCCAAAGCCUUAAUUUUUAUUUCGUUGACGACUUUUUUAAGUUGCUAUAAUUUAAAAGUUAAAAAAGCUAAACGUACUAAGGUGCAGUUUCUAAAAGUAUUUUAAAUUUUUAUAUUUAAGCAGCCGUCUCUUGCUU
Molecule: messenger RNA, 4483 nt
Organism: Ceratitis capitata (Mediterranean fruit fly)
Lineage: Eukaryota; Metazoa; Arthropoda; Insecta; Diptera; Tephritidae
Gene: Lrch
Product: leucine-rich repeat and calponin homology domain-containing protein 4
Exons: 10
Coding region: 1-4197 (1398 amino acids)
Molecular function (GO): protein binding
Source: RefSeq, a predicted model, not a curated record